AUGACAGAGGAGGAAAUUGAUGUUUGCGUAACGGUUCAUAUACAUGGAAGUGUGUCAGGGAGAAAGCAAUUUCACCUGCCUAGAGCCAGCAGAGAUUUCCUCGAAGAACCUUCCUGGCAGGAGGACAGGAGCUCCGCAUCUGUCACAGAAAGACUGACUGCCGAGCAGAGAGAGCAGAGCCUGUGCCCGAGGCAGGAGCUGCUACUCGGCGCUGCGGUGAUGAAGCAAAGCAUCCCAGAACCGUAUCACACGGCCAGUCCCAGGACCAGUCAUCACAGCCUCACUGCCCAGGGCACUGAGAAACAGGACCUACAGCUGGGCCGCCCGCACGCCAAGAGCGCGCCUACAAGGCAGGAAAAGAGAACAAACCAAUGUUUUAGAGGCCCAACAGGACCUGGGCUCUGCCUCCAGUGGAGUGGGAUUGAUGGAUGGGAGGCUGGCAGUCAACAGAUGAAGCCUCAUCAUACUUGUAAAUCGGAGCAGGAAAUAAAUGAGAGCUUCCAGCAGUGCAGUGCGGCACAGCGCCUGCCCUCAGCAGCCGCUAACCUGCCUGCCCUGCUCACACCUUCUGUCUCAGCAAUUUUGGCAAUUGCGCUGAGCUGCAAGAAGGAGGAAGCCCUGGGUCAGGGAAUUCCAGACCAAGCCAAGCCCCACCUGGAAGAGCUGAAGACAGAAUGGGAAAAGCCCAUCCUUCUGUGCGUGGUCUUCUAA
Messenger RNA from Rangifer tarandus platyrhynchus (Svalbard reindeer), 711 nucleotides. The record is from the annotation of a GenBank genome assembly. NCBI's taxonomy places the organism in Eukaryota, Metazoa, Chordata, Mammalia, Artiodactyla, Cervidae.